GCGAACGAAGCCGCUUUUUUGACGUUGUGAGUGAUACCCAAACAUGCGAUCACAUGUUAUAUUUGGCACUAAAGGCAAUACUGUCGGUUGUUAAUAAACAAUAGAGAAUCGCGGGGGAAACCAAAUGCAACUUGUAGUAAACUUUCUCGCAAGGAAAGAAGAAGGGAAACAGAAACUUUAAAAGAAUAUACACCUUUCCGUCGGAAUUCCAGGUGCGUCAGCUCCACCCCCUCUCCCCACUCUUCACUUUGAUUGGUCAUGACCCUGUCCCAGCAUACCUCUAGUGCUCCGAUCCUACUGCUCAUCUUGUACAGUGUCAUUCAACGCCUCACUGUCGGCAUCCCCGUGGUUGGGGACAAGAACAGCAAUGCAGCAGGUCCCUCAGAUGCAACCCUGUCAUGGCCAGCACAAGCAGAGGCAGGGGAUUGGUGGAAAAAGGGGGUAAACCUUGGCCAGGUACCCCAGGAGAAGGUUUUCGAAAAUGUGGACCCAAGGACCAUUGCUGUCGCUCUUCUUGAGUCCCUCAUCAAGCCAGGAGAGCAGAUGGGGAAUGGGAAAAUUGGAGGAGAGAAGACCACACUAGGAGGAUUAUGGAACACUGGUGACCAUGCUUUAUCAGGCCCAGCUACUGAUGCCUCUUAUCAAGGGUAUAAGCAACCUGAGGGGGAGGGACAGGUGGUAGAGAACAGGGCAGUGGCAGAAGGAACAGAACUGCAGAAGGAGCAAGAGCUAGGACCAACCAGUGGUCAAAUUGAGGACGGUCAGGAAGAGGCAGUGGGUGAGCAGAAGCUGGACAAUGGAUUGCAGCAAGAUAUGGAGGAAAAGGGGAUGGUGAGAAGCCUGCAAACCUUUCUAGAAAAGCUACAGAGACAUGCCAGAGAUGACAAGGAGGCAGGAGAUGUUUCACUCAAUCGAGAAGUUCGGGGUUACUUUCCAAAUAUAGAUCUGGGCCUACAGGACAAUGAGAUACUUCCCCCAUUAAAGGGCUACAAGCUGUACAACCAGCAGCUGGCCCAGGCAGGGAAAAAGCUGAAGUGGCAGGAGGAGAAAACCAGGAAGACCCAACCAGUGUUUAGUGACACAAAUUUCAUGCGUGACUUUGAGGAGGGAGAGGAUGAUGCAGAUGAUGAUGAAGAAGAGUUCCUGACACGUGAAGAAGAGGAAGCUAGGGCUCGUGCAGAGCAAGAAGAGGUUAGGAGACAGGCAGCUGAGGCCCAGAGGGCUCGUGCUGAAGAGGAGAGGCUGGCAGACAUUGCAUCAGACCAUGUGCUGCAGUACAUGGUGAAGAAACAGGCAGCAGGGUAUGCCAACAAGAGGAGGAAGGCUGCCCUGGCAAGCAAUGCUGUGGAAGACAAACGGUCAGAAGAGGAAGAAGAUGAUGAUGAUGAUAUUGACCCUCAAACUAUUGAUAAGCUGAUUGAGAUUUCCAGCAAGCUACAUCUGCCAGCUGAUGAUGUGGUUGACAUCAUCAGUGACGUGGAGGAGAAGAAGAAGAGAAAAGAUGCACCACAGAAUUUCCCUCGCUACCGUCCACUGGUUCCUCCACCAGUACCAGCAUCUCACUACUCUUCCCCUAUCAGGUCACACCCCCUCAUCAGACCAUAUGGAAAGUGGUUCAAGAGCAAAGCUAAGACUAAGUCAUGGAAGCCAGAUUUCUGGUCCAAGCCUCAGAAGCAAUUGUUGGCUUACCCUUCUUACCAAUUCUACCAGAAGCCUUACCGCGCCUAUUACCCCAUCUACUUCCAACCACCCAAGCCAAAACCUCGUUAUUAUGCCAAGUCAAGACUAUCCUUUGGUGAAUUGCUGGAGAACUCCAUGGAUCAGGACUUUGACAUCCCAAAACGCAGGUACCAACCCUGGAACCAGCUACGGUUCAGAAAACGCCCUGCCCACCCACAGAGCCCUUACAUCUCCAACUACAUUCUCCCCCAUCCUCGGACAUACCAAGCUCGUCCUAUUGCUAAGCCACGGUCAACAUCAUAUAUGCACCCUUCUCCUUACUAUUCUAUGGUUGGCCAGGAUGACAGCUACUAUGACCUGACAGGGGCACAGCAGGACAGUGAUGAGGAGCUGGAAAACUUUAUUGAGAAGGUAUACCUGAAACGCAGAUUGUUUCAGUAAAAAUGGAUCUAGGCAAAACUG
Scleropages formosus (Asian bonytongue) is the source of this 2142-nucleotide messenger RNA. RefSeq lists its product as uncharacterized. Bases 259 to 2121 code for a protein of 620 amino acids. Gene Ontology annotation, molecular function: neuropeptide hormone activity. The record is from RefSeq and is a predicted model, not a curated record. NCBI's taxonomy places the organism in Eukaryota, Metazoa, Chordata, Actinopteri, Osteoglossiformes, Osteoglossidae. The transcript has 2 exons.